This is a messenger RNA of Funneliformis mosseae, 543 nucleotides long. The record is from the annotation of a GenBank genome assembly. NCBI's taxonomy places the organism in Eukaryota, Fungi, Glomeromycota, Glomeromycetes, Glomerales, Glomeraceae.
AUGCGAACUUCUUUCCCCUCACCAUCACCCCAACCUCGUGACAGUCCAGGUUCGACUACACCUCUUAGAAUGGAUAAUAAUACAGUUCCUAUACCCUCGCCUAUUCCUACAACUAUAUUACCUACAAAUCAACCCGCAUCUCCAUCAGUAUCGUCUACGGUUACACGUAUUCAUAAUGCUUUUCUUGUAGAUCCUGUGUCUGUUCUACCACUUGAUGAGGCCAUAAUUCAAGGUAUCAAUUCUGCGGCGACCGAAGAAAGAGCUAAAAAGUUUUAUUCGAGUAUACUUGUAGUUGGUGGAGGUGGGCUUAUUCCAGGAGUGAAUAAAAUGCUAGAAGAAAGGCUAUCUUCACGGCUAAUGCAAAGUACAGAUAAAUUUGAAGUUCUCACAUCACCUAGGGAUUUAGAUCCAAGAUUAUUAGCAUGGAAAGGUGGAUCCGUAAUGAGUAAAUUGGAAAUUUUGAAUGAAUUAUGGGUUAAUGCAGGGGAAUGGAACGAGUUAGGGGUUAGAUGUUUGAGAGAAAAAGCAUUUUUUAUUUGGUAA